Styela clava is the source of this 2241-nucleotide messenger RNA. RefSeq lists its product as uncharacterized. Gene Ontology annotation, molecular function: phospholipid binding. NCBI's taxonomy places the organism in Eukaryota, Metazoa, Chordata, Ascidiacea, Stolidobranchia, Styelidae. The record is from RefSeq and is a predicted model, not a curated record.
AGCAAUCACAAAGCAUUCGCAAAUCGAAUGAUAUUUACUUGAUCACAGUAAUGAUCUUCUGUCCUCUAUUAUAUUAUUUCUUUAUCGCCAUGCACAUUUGAAACUCCAGAGAUAAUAGGAUGGCAUGGGCAAAUCAUACUCUGGUGUAUAAUUAUAAAACAGUCGAUCAAUGUGAAGAAUUUUGGAAGAGGUCAGAUACGCAUUGAGACGACGUGUUGCACGUUGCACUGCAUUAAAUAUUUAUCAGGGUCCUAUUCACGGCUUGUUUUCUGUCGCAGAGCGAGACAGUUGUUAAGAUAAUUUAGUCAAACCGGGCGCCUGCAAUAAGAGACUUUUGCAACGACGUGAGUGAACUUGUGGACGUCUUCAAAACUUGUUUACAUCUCUUUAUGGCAAGUUUAUAGUGAGACAUGACAACCGGUGGACUUAACAGUGGAAUUUCCUACACUGCGAUCUGGUUUCUCGUUGGAGUAAUAUGCAGCACCAUCAUACUGGUCAUCUUUUUCCUCUACAUUACAAAGAGAGCUUGUUUCAGAGAAUGCGAAGGAUGUGAUCGAUUUUUACAACCUGGGUAUCAAAGGGCUGGAGAAGGAUUAUCUCGAUCUUUCGAUGACUCCGACAGCGAUUCGUCCGUUGACAGCGCCGAAGAAACCAUGAAAACAAUAAGAAAGUCUAUCAGGAAAUCACAGUCAAUUCGUGGAAGCAGAGAUACACUCAAUUCUAUAAGAUCGGUAGAUUCAAAGUCGACCGUUGGCUCUGAAAAAAUGAGAGAUUUAGAAGUUGAAGAUGAGACGCACCGUUCACCUGCUUCACCAAGAUUGGGAUCUCCAGUUAUUGUUCUCACAACACCUCCGCGAGAAGACGAUCUAAACUAUGAAAGGAAAGAAGAAUAUUCCCCUGAAUAUACUACAGAAAGAGAAGCUGAAGAACGACGAAAAACUAUAUCAGGACCAACAUCUCGAGUCAUCCACGAAGCCGAUACAUUUGAUUUUCCCGAGAACGAAGCUUCGACAUCGCAAUAUCAAGGAAGAGCAACUAUGGGUAGUUUGAGAGAAUUUUCAAGAAAGCAAGCGAUACGAAAAAGUCCUCGAACGAGUCCAAGUUUAUCAUCUAGAAGUAACAAGUCACUAGCAACUUCCUACACUAGUUCGAAAUGGGGUCUUGGAGACGAAGAAAGUUUGUACAGGGAAGAACACAUAGCUUCCGCACUUCGGGAAUCAAGGGGUGAAGAUGAGCUGGCGAUGGCGCGGGAGGCAUCAAGGGACGCGGUUCGUCCUAUUGGUGAACUUGAUGACGAAGACGAAGAAAUGGAAGCACAUGCAGCUGAACCAAUUUCUGCAUGUGGAACGUUAGAUGUUGGAGUCCAAUAUUCUGUAUCGGAUAGUAAAUUGCAGGUUACUAUUAUCGAAGCUCAUGAUUUACCUUCAAAAGCGAGAGGAGGGUCGAGUUUUGUACAGGUUCGAACGGUGUUACUACCAACAAAGAAAAAGAAAUAUAAAACGAAAGUUCAACACAUCAGUUCACCAAGAUUUGCAGAGACAUUUAAACUAACAAGAGCUUCACCUGAAGAUUUAAGGGGACUUGCACUACGAUUGAGAAUGUAUGGCAUAGGGAAGCUUAAAGAUCGUCUGAUUGGAGAAGCAGUCAUUAGAUUUGAUGAAUUGAAUCUGAUUCGAGAUCCUCAACUAACAGUCCAACUUCAACUUGAACCAAGAACAAAUAUAAAUCGUGUCGAUUCUGAUACUUCACUUUCGAAUAUCGAUAGUCGGUCUUCAUCAAUGAUGAGUUUAUCUCACGGUGGAAGUCCACCAGAAUUACUCGUAGGAUUGUCGUACAAUCCACCAACUGGUCGAUUAUGCGUCGAAGUUAUAAAAGGAUCUCACUUCCGAAAUUUAGCAAUGACGAAGCCCCCAGAUACUUUCGUGAAAUUAUCUUUAUUAAAUUCUGCUUGCCAAGAAAUGUCGCAAAGUAAAACAACGAUAAGACGAGGACAACCGAAUCCUGUUUUCAAAGAAACCUUCUUUUUCCAGGUCGCAUUAUUCCAACUAGGCGAAGUAACGUUAAUGGUGAGCGUCUAUAACAAACGAACUAUUAAGAAAAAAGAAAUGAUCGGCUGGGUUUCGAUGGGACGAAACAGUAGUAGCGAACCCGAUGAACAACAUUGGCAAGAAAUGAAAGAAGGAAAAGGACAACAAGUGUGUCGAUGGCAUACACUUAUUGACACGUGAUCUUGCUGCUGUG